AUGGAAGAGGGUCUCGACGUGGAUGAUCUUUUCGGAGAUCCUAACUCCCUGGACCUGGGACUGCCAACCGCCCAACCAACAAAGGGAUUGGCGCAGCGUCUUGAUGAGAUGCGUCUAUUGGGAUGCUGCCGGAAAAUCGCGUGGUCAAGAUUGGGAUGUAUUGCAUACAUCUCCCAGGAUGGUCUCCAAGUGAUAGUCCGCCAUCUCGCAUGUAGUCCCACCGAUGGGAAAUGGGCAUUGACUGAAGAGUACCCGCAAAAUCAAAUUGCGCAACUCCAUCUUGGUCAACAGCUGCUUCACCUUUGUUGGAAUGAGACCGGCUCUGACCUGGCUGUGCUCGAUGCCUCGGGGCGCAUAUCCAUUUUGUCGAUUCCAGCGGCUUUGAAUAAUCUCGGUAUCAGCCGACAGACUGUGGUUGACCCUCCCGAUGACGGUGCUCAAGUCGUUGGGAUGAUGUGGAUGAACUCGAAUCGUGCCGUGCAUGCAUUCCACCAAGCUGCAAAAGUGAACGGAAGAUGGAACUAUUCUCCUUACCGACGUAAGCCCAUUGGGCCAUUCCAUCCGGCCGGCAAACCGGCGCUUAUUUGCUUUACAAGAAAUGGAAUCAUGAGGUUGCUAUAUCAGAACCCUGACCAAAGAUGGGUAGAGGUCUCUGCUGAAUUAAAGACGACAAAUCAAUCCGACCGUAUCCUUACUCAUGCAGCCUGUCUACCUUCCCCAAACGGUAUUCUAGUUGCUACUCACUCGCUUUCAGAAAGGCUUAGUCUUUACAGGGUACAGAUUAUGUGGAAUCCACCGCAAUGGGAUCAGGCACAACAGAGGCAGGCCUCUGGAGUCACGCCCUUCCCGGUGCCUUCCAUCCGCAUAAUUAACUGCAAGACUGAAACCCCUGGAAGAGUUUUCAGCUUCAAUAAAGAUCAAACUGAUGAUCUGCAGAAUAUAGCUCCCAAUCAGAGCUUUUUGUACCAGCUCACAAACCUAGAGCUCGUUUCAGGACAAUUUGAUAAUACCGGGGCUACGACAUCGCCUCCAUGUAUAUUGGCUGUUUACUCAAGCCCGUAUAACAGUGCGGCCCACGAUCCGCAACAACAAGAGCCACCUGCGUCAGUCAUGGUGAGGUGGCAACUAGAAACUUCUACAUUGAACCUUCAUCCAAUCUUUGAGGAAUCACUAUCAAAAAAGACCAACGGGCAACAAAGGACAAAACUAGAGAUUCGACGCAUGGAAGACAUUCACUUCGACAAGCACGUAGUCUCUAUCGAUCAAAUCGAGUUCGGAUGCGUCCUAGCGAUAACACAUGACGACAGUUCGGUCUCAUUUUUCGACCCCAAAAGCAUGUCUCAGUUUACUGAAGGCGGCGAUAUCAACGCAGUGACUAGCAUAGCUCAAGCCGGCUUCCGUUUUCCUUCUGAUACGCCAGGCUUGAAUAUUUGCUUUUCACCCAAUAGCUGUCUCGCGGUGGUUCUUGAUACGGAUUGGCAAGCCCAGCUAAGAAUAUCCGAUUAUAAUUUUGAGCCUGAAGGUGAUCUACACGACGGCAAGAAUUCAAUCGGAAUCGUAGCGUUAGCCCUGACCUUCUCGCGUGGGUGCGCCAUUGAAUAUAAUACAGAUGAUCUGAUAAUGACAAUAUCUCGUCAUUUGUCUACUGAUGCACAAAACGUCUUCGUCAAUGAAGUGUAUCGAGCUUUGCCCAUCAAUUGCAAUUUCUCCAUGGAACAGGACAAGCCUAUGCAGCAUCCAUAUGUCCCUCGCUGUCUAAGCCUUCAAGCUGCUCUCGGUUUUCAGAACUUCCAGACGCCUCGUGGCCUGCCGUCAUCCGUGCCUUGGGCCGUCCUUCAUCUACGCCACGCAUCCCUACUAUUUGCCUUUUUCUUUCAAUAUAGCAAACAACCGAAGGAGAACGAGACAUUGGAUCAUGAUGUCUUACAAAUGGUAUAUGGUAAUACAAAGUGGGCGUUGGAUUUCACACAAUAUCUCUUGAACGACUUAUUUUCUCUUGCCAAGGAGUUCGAGCCCAUUCUUGAUGACCAAGAGGCACUUGCACAGAAGGUCAAAACGACAUCUUCUUUAUCUUUGACCCUUGUUCUGGCAAGUAUGUCCCGAGCAUUUCUACAUCUGGUUUGUAGGGGUCUACGGGGCGUACAUACCAGUAGCAUAGCGUCUCCUUUUGCAGGGGACGGUCGUGCAUAUAGUAAAGAACUAUAUGCACUCAUUGACAGUGCCCCUGUCCGGUUCAAUGUGUACGAGAAGUUUCUAAAUAGUGUCGAAUCCGCCAUUAAAAACGCCUACCAAAGAGCAGGAUUUGGAGACGACGAGCGCCGGACGCCAGAGAAGGAUAUUUUGGUCAACUCGCGCAUCCCUGCAGUUAUGAUCCCUGUUAUUGUCAGCUUGUUUAAACAGACAAUUCCCGCAAUCCGGACAGAGGUUGAUCAGAUGUCCAUUUACCUCACCGACUAUAGUUGGUUGGGAUUUUGCCACGACCGUCGAACGGAGCAUUAUCGUCAAACACGACAGGUUGACAUCGUGAAAAAGGUUCCAUUGCGAGGGUUUGACUUGAGCAACGGCAUCAUCGAGCCGAACGUUACGAGUAAUGGAAAUAAGGCAGGCUCCUCAUCGCGAAGACGUUGUGUGCGUUGCUGUGAGAUCACAGGUGAUCCUUCCUCACCGCGCUCCAUGUUAUAUUUCCAGCUGACGUUGCGUUUGCAACUCAUUCGGAACUGUCUCUGUGGUGGAAUGUGGACGUGCGAGGAUGGACCGCCUACAACGGCAGGGACAGCAAUGGCAACACAUAAACAAGUUGGUUGA
Messenger RNA from Talaromyces marneffei, 2805 nucleotides. RefSeq lists its product as uncharacterized. The transcript is spliced from 10 exons. Gene Ontology annotation, biological process: positive regulation of DNA-templated transcription. Bases 1 to 2805 code for a protein of 934 amino acids. NCBI's taxonomy places the organism in Eukaryota, Fungi, Ascomycota, Eurotiomycetes, Eurotiales, Trichocomaceae. Gene Ontology annotation, molecular function: protein binding. Gene Ontology annotation, cellular component: mediator complex. The record is from RefSeq and is a predicted model, not a curated record.